CUUCCCGAGAACUCAUAUGUGACCGCCCUAUGAGACUCAGAGACGAGCCGUGUUGACUCUGCUCGGAGCUGGGCAGUGGGUAGACAGGCGCAUGGACACAGCGCAAGUUCACUUCCAACAUCAAGGUCCACAAUUCAGCAGCUGAAGGGCUCACACAAGGAAUUCUAGGAUUGCAUUGGAAGUGAGCAGACGGUGUGAAAACGCGAGGGCGAGGUUGUGCACGGCCUUGGCUUUGAAGCUUUCAAGCAUUGAGAAGAGGAGAACAACAAGACUAGACAUGCAAAAAAGUAGCCGGUCGCUGCUUCGAAAUGUAUGCUUACCCAUUCCAACGAGAGGGCAAUGUCAAAGAGCAGCUUCAGUCGAUGCUGAACACAUCGGGGGGGGCCGGUCUUGAUGUUGCAAAUGCAGGGAGACCAUUUGCUUCGCCUUAUGCACCAGCACAGUCACAGGGUGCAAAUUCAGGCCCCUUUCAUCAUGGAGGGAACUUGCCUUCUCUCCACAAUAUCCAAGGGAGCUUCAAUAUGCAGAAUAUGCCGAGCGGACUGCCUUCUAGAAAUCCAGGACUUCCAUCUGCUGCUCAGCAGCAAGUGGGGGGCGGAAUUGGGGGUCGUUUUGGGGGAGGGCAAUUGCCUGGCACGUUACAACAGAUUCCGCACACUGGGAUGCACGGGCACAAUGCGCUGGCUAGCAGGACGGGGCUUGGCACGGGGGCGAAUGCUUCGAUGAACGGGUUAGGCAGAGGCCUGAAUGUUGGGGCGCCGCAGUUAGGAGCCGGUUUAAACCGACUGGGUGCUCCUGGCAGUAGCGUAUCUGGGGGAGCUCUCAAUGUUGGGGCUAGCAACACGGUUGGGGGUGGUGUGGGGCUGAAUCGAACAAUAGCCAAUGCGGGCCUCAAUGCACCGGGUUUAACAGGAAGCAGAAGUGCUAGCAGCAGUGGCCCGAGUCUUCCGAGCGGAGCAGCAAUCCAGGCGCCAGGUCGGCCAGCCGCCCCGGGGACCUCUGUGCUGCAACAGAACGCUCCGUCCUCCUCGUUCAAUUCAUCGGACAGUCUUCUCGCAAUGAUCAACCGAGGUAUGCAAAGUCAAGCUCCAUCUGCAAACGGGCAGCUAAGCAAUCUGGCAAAGGAGGAAAGGGGCGGGGAAAGUAUUGCUUUUGACUUGGAUGACUUCCCGUCCCUGAGCACGCGACCAACUUCAGGCGGGUCUGGAGCUCUGCAGGGUGUGGCAGGCGCUCUACGAAAGGCUGCUGCGGCCAAUGUAAUACAGCAGCACCAGGAGUUCAGUAUACAAAAUGAAGACUUUCCUGCACUCCCAGGAUUCAAAGCUGGAGGCGAGAUUGGAAGUGAGCUGCACCAUAAAGAACAUCAGCAUGACAACCUCGUGCAGAAUCAACAUUUUGGGCUGGGGAGGUCCGGAGGCUUUCCGCUCGGGACAAGCUACCUGCACCAACAGCAGCAACAACAGGGGGGAGGCUUAGGCGGAGUUUCAAGACCUGGAGGAGCAGGGUUGUCACAGUACGAUCAAUUAGUCUCUCAGCAUCAUUUCCAGCAACAGCAAGCGCAGCUCAGGUCGGGUUUGAACCAGGAGGGAAGCGCGAAGGACGGGGGUCAGAAGUCCAUACAGGGUUCCUCGGAUCGAUUUGGACUUCUAGGGCUCCUUAGUGUGAUAAGGAUGAGUGAUCCGGACCUGACGACGCUGGCACUGGGAACGGACUUGACGACGCUGGGGCUGAACCUCAACUCGCGGGAGAACCUGUACAAGACCUUCGCUUCUCCUUGGGCCGAUGGCCCAGUGCGGGGCGAGCCGGAGUUCACGCUGCCGGCUUGCUACGUGCAACCAGCACCACGAUUGCAGCCGGGCUACUUCUCCAAGUUUCAGCAAGACACGCUAUUCUACAUAUUCUAUAGCAUGCCGCACGACGAAGCCCAACUAUACGCUGCCGACGAACUAUCGAAUCGAGGCUGGUGGUUUCACAAGGACCUGCAAAUGUGGCUCAUGCGAGUACCGAACACCGAGACGGUUGUGAAAACGAGCACGUUUGAGAGGGGUUCGUACUACUUCUUCGAUCCAACCGUAUGGGAAACAACUCGAAAGGAAAACUUCGUGCUCCAGUACGAAUUGCUGGAGGCAAGGCCGCAAUUACCUGCUCAACGAUAGUUGUCUGCAGAAACACUCUUGUGCUGUGCCUUCUGCAAGCUGUAAAAAGAGCCUAAUGUUCCUUGGUCGAUCCCGUGCCUGAUGAUCUGGCUCUGCGCUUACAUUUGCUGUCAUUUGUGACGGUGUGCCAGAGCUGUGUAAAAUGACGUCCGCGUUUGUCCG
Molecule: messenger RNA, 2318 nt
Organism: Klebsormidium nitens
Lineage: Eukaryota; Viridiplantae; Streptophyta; Klebsormidiophyceae; Klebsormidiales; Klebsormidiaceae
Source: the annotation of a GenBank genome assembly